GUCCCCCUCCCUGGCAAGGCCAGCCUGGACUACUACAGGAACGCCAGCGUGGUGCCACCCCUGGAGGGCAGCCCGGGGAACGGCACCGAGCCCCUGUGCGACAGGAGGCAGGUCAGGCAGUUCGCUCGAGCCUUCCUCCCACUGCUUUUCUGGCUCAUCUUCUGCGUGGGCACGGUGGGGAACACCUUGGUGGUGCUCGUCUGCUGCAAAUACCGCCUCAGGAGGAGCACGACGGACAGGUACCUGCUGCACCUGGCCGUGGCAGACCUGCUCCUGCUCCUCAGCCUGCCCUUCUGGGCCAAGGCUGCCGCCGACGGCUGGGUCUUCAGGAGCCUCAUGUGCAAAGUCGUCAACAGCAUGUAUAAGAUCAACUUCUACGGCUGCAGCUUGUUUCUAACCUGCAUCAGCUUCGACAGGUACAUCACUAUCGUCCAGGCAGUGAAGGUCAGAACCUCCCAGCGGCGGCGGCUCCUGCACAGCAGACUCGUGUGCUUGGCUGUCUGGCUGACAUCCGUGAGCCUGUGCAUCCCAGAAAUCAUGUACAGCCGGAGCGUGCGGGUGGGCGACACCACGGUCUGCAAAAUUAUGUACCCCACAAACGUCAGCAUGACCUCCAGAGUCACCGUCCUGGCCUUGAGAGUCACUGUCGGGUUCUUCCUCGCGCUCCUCGUCAUGGUCAUCUGUUACGCCCUUAUCAUCAAGACCCUCCUGAAGGCCAAGAGAUCCCAAAAGCAGAAGUCACUGAAGAUCAUCACCAUGAUCAUCACGGCUUUCCUCCUCUCUCAGUUCCCCUACAACAUCGUCCUGGUGGCCAAAGCCAUCGGCACCUACGCCAGG
Molecule: messenger RNA, 837 nt
Organism: Merops nubicus (carmine bee-eater)
Lineage: Eukaryota; Metazoa; Chordata; Aves; Coraciiformes; Meropidae
Gene: CCR9
Product: chemokine (C-C motif) receptor 9
Exons: 1
Biological process (GO): G protein-coupled receptor signaling pathway; immune response
Cellular component (GO): membrane
Molecular function (GO): G protein-coupled receptor activity
Source: RefSeq, a predicted model, not a curated record